AUGGCGGAUGUAGAUGUCCCAAAUACCCAAAAGGCCUUUGUGCCUCUCGAAAACAACCCCGAGGUGAUGUCACACCUGGUGCAUCAACUCGGACUGCCACCAACUCUAGGGUUUACAGAUGUGUUCUCAAUCGAUGAACCCGAACUCUUAGCCUUCGUCCCGCGCCCUUCUCAUGCCCUCCUUCUCGUCUUCCCCGUUUCCAAAACCUAUGAAGCAUCACGUGAAAACGAAGAUGCUACUAAAGCUCCCUACACAGGGUCUGGCCCCAACGAACCGGUAAUGUGGUUCAAGCAAACAAUUCGCAAUGCCUGCGGCCUGAUUGGGCUUUUGCAUGCCGUGUCAAAUGGCGAGUCACGUCAACACGUCAUCCCAGGAUCAGAUCUGGAUACUUUGCUUAAAGAAGCUGAGGGCCUGGAGCCCAUCCAGCGGGCUGAUUUGCUAUAUGAAAGCAAGGCACUUGAGAGUGCACAUGCUGAUGCCGCCAAGUUGGGAGACACCGCUGCACCCGAGGCGGAGGAUAACGUUGAUUUGCAUUUUGUUGCUUUCGUUCGGGGGGUGGAUGGGACACUCUGGGAGUUGGACGGUCGGCGCAAGGGGCCUUUGGCCAGGGGAACCCUGAAGGAUAGUGAAGAUGCUCUCAGUGAGGCUGCGCUUGAGCUUGGCGUGAGGAGAUUCCUGAAAAUCGAGGCGCAGGGUGGAAAUCCGGACUUGCGGUUUAGUCUGGUCAGUCUGGGGCCUUUGUUUGAUUGA
Messenger RNA from Penicillium soppii, 750 nucleotides. Its product is annotated as ubiquitin carboxyl-terminal hydrolase. Gene Ontology annotation, molecular function: cysteine-type deubiquitinase activity. Gene Ontology annotation, cellular component: cytoplasm. Bases 1 to 750 code for a protein of 249 amino acids. Lineage: Eukaryota; Fungi; Ascomycota; Eurotiomycetes; Eurotiales; Aspergillaceae. The transcript has 2 exons. The record is from RefSeq and is a predicted model, not a curated record. Gene Ontology annotation, biological process: protein deubiquitination; ubiquitin-dependent protein catabolic process.